AAUAUAUAAAGCCACCCCUCCCAUAGCCAGUGCCCAACAUUAGCCUCUCAUCCGCCGAUCUAAACCCUAAUUUUCUUGUCCAUCGAAAUCAUGUCGGAUGAACGCGACGAAGUGAAAGUGAUUACCACAUGCGUCUUCUGGGACCUCGAGGAUUACCCACUCGGGUAUCCUGAUAUGAUUUAUCAGAGUAUCAAGCCAGCUCUUGAGAAUAACGGUUGUCGUGGUGAGGUGUCAAUCUCAGCUUAUGUUCAGAAUGAAACGUUACCGGAUGACUUGCUAGAUAUAUUUCGUGAGGCUGGAGUCAAAAUCUCAUCCGUACCCAAAGAUUACUCAAAGCAUAAAAGAGUUGCUAGGAUGUUCUUGGACAUUCUUCUAUGGGCAGUGGAGAAUCCUGAUCCAGCAAAUCUGAUGAUCAUCUCAAACAACUUCUCAGAACACAAGUUGUUUGUCAAGACUCUUUCUUAUUUGAAUAAAAGAGGUUACAGUGUUCUCUUAGCAGAGCCUGGUAAGGUCGCAUCAGAAGAGGUACGUCUUUGUGUAAGCUCGGUAGAUGACUUCGAGCAACGUGAAGUGGAAGAGCAUAGCAAAGAUUCGUCUGAGCACUAGCUGAUGCAGAGUUGCUAAUAAUGUCUCACUUAUAUUAUGAUCCUCUCCUUUUCUGUCAAACGGCUUUAUGAAUACACAGGCACUGUAACCGGAAUCUGAAAGUAAUGUAGCAAUAGCAAGAAAAAGCAAAAUUUGUUCCUGAAUAGUUUGGUCUAACAA
Molecule: messenger RNA, 765 nt
Organism: Arabidopsis lyrata subsp. lyrata
Lineage: Eukaryota; Viridiplantae; Streptophyta; Magnoliopsida; Brassicales; Brassicaceae
Exons: 3
Coding region: 91-606 (171 amino acids)
Biological process (GO): regulation of gene expression
Cellular component (GO): peroxisome
Molecular function (GO): RNA nuclease activity
Source: RefSeq, a predicted model, not a curated record